Molecule: messenger RNA, 1509 nt
Organism: Penicillium diatomitis
Lineage: Eukaryota; Fungi; Ascomycota; Eurotiomycetes; Eurotiales; Aspergillaceae
Gene: spp2
Product: spliceosome ATPase-activating subunit SPP2
Exons: 1
Coding region: 1-1509 (502 amino acids)
Biological process (GO): mRNA splicing, via spliceosome
Cellular component (GO): spliceosomal complex
Molecular function (GO): nucleic acid binding
Source: RefSeq, a predicted model, not a curated record
AUGUCAUACAACCCUGGUGCUGCAGCCGCUGCCAAAAAGUCGGCCUUCUCGAUACAGCCGCGUGGCUCAUCCGAUCAUUUCGCUGGCAAGAGUCAUUCACUUGCCCGUCGCCCGCAUCGUCUUGGUCAUGAUGAUGAUAGUUCCGACGAAGAGCAGGCACCUGUUCAUGAAGAAAUUUCUGGAUUUGACACGUUAACGGGUGCUCAGCUCACUGCUGACGGUAGAGCAGUGAGCGAUUCAAAUCAACCUCUCGUCAUUCCUGUCACAAGCAAGAAUAACUGGCGCGACCGCCCUGGAACCAACGUGCGAAAGAGCAAGAAGAACCUUCUCCCACCUGAAGUGCAGGCUUUGCAAGAAGCCCAGAAGAAUGGACAAGCCCAGGCCGAAGGCGCCGUAGAAGUCGAGGGCCCGAGCAUGGCUUAUGGUCUAAGCUUUGCGCAAACAAUGUCGAAGGAGGAAGGGAAACAUAUUGCCAACGGAGUUGAAUCGAAAAGUGAAGUUCAAGUCGCCUCGACCGAGAAAUCAAAGCCCAUGACGGAUGACCAACUGGCCUUACAAGCUCUGCUUCGUGAGACUACCGGCGAAGUUGAACGGCGAACCGACCUUGUCAUCGAGUCAUCAAAAUUACAAGAAGAUGAAACUACGGAGCCGCACCAUGACGAGGCCAGUUCUUUCCGAGCUGAUGUCGCGUCGCGGCCCGAACCCGCUUCCUUGGACCAAUACAACGCUAUCCCGGUGGAAGAGUUUGGGGCUGCGUUAUUACGAGGCAUGGGGUGGAAAGAUGGACAAUCGAUUGGAAGAGGAAACUACAGUUCCUCAUCCCCUGCACAAAAGACGAAAACGACGAAUGUUCCUGCGCGACGCCCUGGUUUCCUCGGUAUUGGGGCCAAAGAUUCUGGCAAAGGUGCUGAAGUGGAACUGGGCGCAUGGGGAAAAUCUGCGAUGCGCAAAGCCUCAAGAAAACAGGGCGAAGAGAAUGCAGAUGGGAAUGUUGAGGGUGUUUACAUGCCCGUGACCAUGCGCAACAAGAGGACGGGGGAAUACAUUACGGAAGAGGAGUUGGCGGAACUCAAGAAGGAAUCGUCCAAGCCCCAAAUUGACAAAGAACGCUGGCGAGAUCGCGGGGACCGGAACCUGGGAUCGAGUGGUCGAGCAAAAGAUGGACAUUCUCGGGAGUACCGCGAGCGAAACUACAGCAACGAGCGUUCUGGUAGAAAGGGUGUUUCCUCCCGGCGGGAGCGAAGCUCCUCUGCUGGCCGUUACUCGUCCAGACGCUCAGGGCACCAUGAGGAUAUUCACCGGAGGGAUGAACGCUCCCAUCGAGACCGCCAACGGGACUAUGAUCGGGAUCGGGAUAGAGGAAGUGCCCGCUUUGACAGCGAUAGCAGGAGAGAUCGUGAUCGUGAGCGGGAUAGAAAAAACCGAGAAGAUCGCUAUGAAAGCUCAAGACAUUCUUCGCACUCGUCCAGGAAAGAUGGAAGUGCUUACCGAAGCCGUCGAUAUGACUGA